AUGAGCCCCUCAUACACUCUCCGCGACUCGUCGCUUCUUCCGACAAAAUGCUACGUCAAUGGUGCUUGGGUGGACGCAGCGUCGGGUCGUCGAUUCGCCGUAGAGAACCCAUCUACUAUGAAGGAGAUAGCCACCUGCCCAGAAUUUGAUGCCGCCGAUACUGAGACAGCCAUCGCACAUGCCAGCACAGCUUUCAAGGCAUUUCGUGACACAGCUCCUCGGACCAGAGCCCGUCUUCUCAGACGUUGGAGUGAUCUUAUGCUAGAGAACAUUGACGAUCUAGCGUACAUCAUCACCAUAGAAAAUGGCAAGCCUCUUGCAGAUGCCAGAACUGAGGUUGCUUACGCGGCCAGUUUCUUCGAAUGGUUCUCCGAGGAAGCUGCAAGAAUUUACGGCGACACCAUCACUGCAAGCAACCGCAGCUGUCGCAUCAUCACACUCAAGGAGCCCGUGGGAGUUUGUGGCUUAAUUGCGCCUUGGAACUUCCCUGCUGCCAUGAUCACCAGAAAAGUUGGACCAGCGCUGGCGGCCGGAUGCUCUGUUGUAGUCAAAGCACCAGCCGAAGCUCCAUUUUCUGCUCUCGCAUUGGCGGAGCUCGCUCAUAGAGCCGGAAUUCCCAAAGGAGUUGUCAACAUCAUCACGGCUGCUGAGAAUACAGUAGCGGUUGGAAAGAUUCUCACAACACACCCUACUAUCAAGAAGGUCUCUUUCACGGGAUCUACCCCAGUAGGAAAGUUGCUUAUGAACCAGGCUUCAUCUACGAUUAAGAAGCUCUCAUUUGAGCUCGGCGGAAACGCUCCAUUCAUCGUGUUUGAUGACGCCGACUUGCAAGUUGCCAUUCGGGGAGUAAUUGCAUGCAAGUUCCGCAUCAGCGGCCAGACCUGCGUUUGCGCAAACAGGAUUCUGGUACAUCGCAGUGUUUAUGACGACUUUUUGCGACUUCUGGUAGACGAGGUUAAGAAAUUCGUCGUUGGCGAUGGGUUGAGUGAGACCACUACCCAUGGGCCACUCAUACAUGGUCGCGCCGUACAGAAGGUUGACGAGCAUGUCAAAGAUGCCGUCGCAAAGGGCGCCCGUUUGGCACAUGGUGGACAUCGGCUCCCGGAAUUGGGACCUAAUUUCUUUGAUCUCACUGUCCUCGCUGAUAUGACGCCUGAAAUGAGAAUAUGCCAGGAGGAGACCUUUGGCCCGGUGGCCGCCAUCUUCCCCUUUGACACUGAGGAGGAGGCUAUUCAGCUGGCGAAUAAUACUGAGGUAGGGUUGGCCGGAUACUUCUUCAGCAAGGACGUGAGCCGUUGCUGGAGAGUUGCAGAGGCAUUGGAGGUAGGCAUGGUGGGUGUUAAUACGGGAGCCAUUAGUGAUCCAGCUGCACCUUUCGGGGGAGUCAAGGAGAGUGGAUUUGGCAGAGAGGGAAGCAAGUAUGGCGUAGACGAGUAUGUUACUACUAAAAUGGUAAUGAUGGGAAUUUAA
Molecule: messenger RNA, 1470 nt
Organism: Pochonia chlamydosporia 170
Lineage: Eukaryota; Fungi; Ascomycota; Sordariomycetes; Hypocreales; Clavicipitaceae
Product: succinate-semialdehyde dehydrogenase
Exons: 4
Coding region: 1-1470 (489 amino acids)
Biological process (GO): GABA catabolic process
Molecular function (GO): succinate-semialdehyde dehydrogenase (NAD+) activity
Source: RefSeq, a predicted model, not a curated record